Messenger RNA from Phytophthora sojae, 993 nucleotides. RefSeq lists its product as hypothetical. NCBI's taxonomy places the organism in Eukaryota, Oomycota, Peronosporomycetes, Peronosporales, Peronosporaceae. The record is from RefSeq and is a predicted model, not a curated record. Gene Ontology annotation, molecular function: DNA binding. The annotation marks the transcript as partial. Gene Ontology annotation, biological process: DNA integration; DNA recombination. The transcript is spliced from 2 exons.
AUGGGUCAAGAACAAGCAGCUGAGAAAUACUUUGCAGAGUUUCUCGAGUCGGCUGGGCUAACUCCGACAACGCUAGAUGCGAUGCACUGCUCUCUUACCAAGGGACCUAGCCUGCCUACCCAGAAUUUUUAUUCCUUGCUAAUAGCGUUCGCCAUUUUCCUCCAAACUAAAAAGAGCAACAGAGCACGUUCGGGAGAUGGAUUGUUGGCUAAGUCUACGGCGCUAGGCUACUUUUCUCAGACUCUCAAUAUGCUACGAGAACGCAACAUUGAAGAGCGCAACUUACGAACCAAUGUCCAGACCAACGAUGCACCAGGAUGUACUGUCAACGAUUUGUGUGUAUUAGUUGAGCACUUAGUCGUGAAUGCAGAGGUGGCUACCGGGCUCAAGUCUAUUCUCGAUGCUGCUCUCCUAAACAUGAUGUGGCACACUUUCGGCCGAGCGAUCGACACCUGCUUUGCUCGUAAACAGCAGCUCUCACUAUCUGCCUCUGGGGAACUCUUUCUUCACAUAGCGCGCAUCAAGACGUCCGUUGUGCAAGGCGUGUCGAUCUUCAAGUCCCCUGAGCGCUGGCAGCAAUGCAUGCUCCACGCAUUUGGCUUGCUCUUCGUUUGCUGUGAUGAACCCUCGGAGUACCUGUUCCCGUUGGUGCCGCGGUAUGCUGAGUCCGAUCUCCCUGGAGGACAGACCUACACGCAAGAAGCGGUCUUGUAUUGGGAAAGCCUGGAACAUACGACAGAAACUACAACCCAACCACCGCUAAGACGUGAACGAAAGAGACCCAACAUCGCAAGCUAUAUCACAGAGGUUAUUCGAGAUGCUUUAAAGCAAAUGCAGCCUACCACCUUGCAAGCAAUCACGCCCAACAUGACAAGCCACUCCCUGCGGCGUGGCGCAGCGGCGUAUGCCAAUGCAUCGCCGAAGCUUGCAAUACAGUGGAUCUCCACGCGUGGUGCGUGGCUCUUGGAAUCGCUGACCGAAGCAUUUGCCUAU